CAGCAAUGUUUUACAACCACUAAUCCUGCGACACCGCAAGACUACUACUAUCAUCAGUUAAACAACGUUCGGACAGACUUGCGCAGCAUCAACUUGAACAUCUGCUCACACUCCAACCAAAUCACCGAGCGCUGUCCGGUCUUGAGGCUGCCUCUACUCAUCUUCCAUCCCGACAAUCCCAAUGGCCGCAACCAUGUCUCAACCAUGCUUCUCAGCAAGCACAUCCUCAUUCCGAGCGUCCCAGUCACAACACGCCCCAAUGCCAUAUUCAGACGACCCUUUAACUCAACUGCCGGCGGUGGACUUCAAAUUCGAUGAUUUGCGCAAACGCAUGGCGGAAUUCACCGUUAAAUUUGACGCCUUUAUUGAACAAGGGAGGAAACGCGUGCUAGAAGAGAGGAACGAGUUUCGCGCGCGUCUAGGAGAAUUACACGAGGAACAACGGUCCGCAACCACGCAUAUCGCAAGCCUCCAAUCAACACUCUCAACACACAACCACGUCCUCGCACGGGAACAAGCCGAGAAGAACGAAAUGCACGCACAAAUCUCGAAACUCGAAGCCCAUCAAGCCAACCAGGCCGCAUCGCGCGACCGAUUGAAGAAUGCAAUUGCCCAAACGCAGCGGCAGAUCGAGGUCAAGCUAGCAGCGCAACGGGAAUACGCGGCCAAAAUGGACAAGCAGAGCCGGUUGAAUGGGCCGGAACUGAAUUUCUGGGAAACAUAUCUGGGUUGUCGGAUCGAGGGGAGUGGGGAUGAAAAUAAAGUCCGGAUCGUGUUUAUGUUUCCGCCUCUCAAGGGAGGGAACAAUGGUGGUGCUGCCGAUGAGAGGGAGGCCGUGUUUGAGUUACUGGUUCCGGCGACCUCGACGGGGAAGUACUCUGUUGUUUACAUGAAGCCGAGGUUGGAUUCUGGCAAGGUUGAGAAGGUGGUGGAUCGGUUGAAUGAGACCAGGGAGAUUGCUACUUUGCUUAAGGGAAUGAGGUCGUUGUUUGCGGAUGCGAUGCGAUGAAAUGAUGAUAAUUAUGAUGUUGGAAUAGCGCAAACUGGGCUGGAUAAGACUUUGCGAAUGAAGAUUGGAUACCUUACCGUCCAGUUGUCACAACUGCGUCUGAAAGUGACACUAUUUUUGGUGCAAUGUGGUCUAUUUGCCGUACCUAGGCACCUGGGUGCUAUCCAACUUGAAGGUAUACCUAAUGUAGGCGCUGGGGAGCUGCUGUUGCAGUUCCCGUAUGCCAGCACAUCGUUGCAUGUAAGAAAGACACUUGGUCCCAAUCAGCGGUUGACCUGAACAAGAACCGUUCGGUACCUAGGUAGCCAUUCAGCGAUGUUGGAAUACUUUUUG
Molecule: messenger RNA, 1342 nt
Organism: Exophiala dermatitidis NIH/UT8656
Lineage: Eukaryota; Fungi; Ascomycota; Eurotiomycetes; Chaetothyriales; Herpotrichiellaceae
Exons: 2
Coding region: 182-1009 (275 amino acids)
Biological process (GO): chromosome segregation
Cellular component (GO): Ndc80 complex
Source: RefSeq, a predicted model, not a curated record